Molecule: messenger RNA, 2260 nt
Organism: Nerophis lumbriciformis (worm pipefish)
Lineage: Eukaryota; Metazoa; Chordata; Actinopteri; Syngnathiformes; Syngnathidae
Product: acyl-CoA-binding domain-containing protein 5-B-like
Biological process (GO): fatty acid metabolic process; pexophagy
Cellular component (GO): peroxisome; cytoplasm
Molecular function (GO): fatty-acyl-CoA binding
Source: RefSeq, a predicted model, not a curated record
CUAACAGCAUUUGUAGCUCUGCCAUCUUACAUCCCUUCGCAUUGCUCUCCUCUCUCCCGGGUUCAAUGAGGCGAGGCGGUGAUGCUGCUGGUGUGCGGCCGAGAGAGGGGCUCCCUCCCCCGGCUGGCGAUUCACAAAGAUGCGUAGCGGGGUGAGGACUAUCGUGUGGACGCUCACAUGGCGCAGGAGGAGGACCAACACACCCUGCGGGCUAAAUUUUAUGCUGCGGUUAAAGUGAUCUGCAGCCUGCCGAACGAAGGUCCCUUUCAGCUGUCGGAUGACAUGAUGCUGAUGUUCUUUAGUUACUACAUGCAGGCCACUUCGGGCCCUUGCAGCUACGCAAGACCGUUUGGGUUCUGGGAGUCGCAAGAACAAGCGAAAUGGGAUGCAUGGAGUUCUUUAGGAAAUAUGACCAAGGAGGACGCCAUGAAGCAUUAUGUUGAAAACAUCCAGCUGAUUUUGGAGACCAUGCCCGUCUCAAAUGAAGUCGCAGAGCUGGUGCAGAAGCUCGGCAAUUUCUACACGGACGUGGUCGAGGACGAAGGUGAAAGGGAUGAGAUGGACAGCAGACUUUUCACAAGACCGUUUGCACAGCAAGCAGAUGAGCUGGUCACUCCGAGGAAACCUGCAAUGGAAGGCUACGGAGAUCUGUGGAAUGAUAUACAAAACGUUCAAGAAAAGGACAGUGUUCAAAGCGUGAGCUUCAAUCCGGUCGAGGAUGCUAAUGAAUAUCUGGGAGAAGAGGACAUACAUGAAGAAGAGACUGACAAUGAUGAAGACAAGUCGGAUAUCAAAGAGUGGAGCCUUGAGGACAAAGAGUGGCGGUGUGACACCAGGACGUACAGCAGCGGCUUGGAGCUGAGCACGUCCUCCUCCACUAACGCCCACAGCUCCCUCAACAGCGAGGUGGAGGAGGAGGAGCUGGUGUGCUUUACUGAGCCCAGCAUACGUUGUAUCCCUACCGACAUGCACUUUAGUGGACCCGUGAGCGAUCAAAAAUAUAUUAAGAAGCACUAUCCUCCUGCAGAUUCUGAUCAUGAAGAAUUUUGUGAUUCCAGUGAGCAUGUGACCAUGGACAAGACGCUUCCUACAUCCGCAGUAUCUCCUGCCGCUUCAGUGAGGGAACAAGAGCUUUGGUUUGAGAGUUCCUCCGCUCUUAAAGCAGAAGAUGGUUCCCUCCUCAAAAGAGAGUCUUGCGUUCAAGAACCUCACAAUGCGACUUUCAUCAGAGAGUCCCCAAUGACCGCUUGCAACUCCCAGUCGUGGUUGCCAGCGUGUGACGGUGUGUCACCGUGUGCACACUCUGCCGCUUUGCCGCCGGCCUGUGACGGCGUGUCACCGUGCACACGCUCCAGCGGCGCUUCCUGGGGGAACGUCAACGAGCAAAUAGCUGCGGCUCUGUUCAGGCUGCAGGACGACAUGGCCCACGUGCUGCACCGCUUGCACACGCUGGAGGAGCUCAGUGUGGCGCAGGUGAAGGAGUCAAGGUCAUCUUCAUUAAGGUGUGAGGACUCUCGACCUGCAGCACACAAGUUCUCUUUACAGUUUCGGAAACCUUCCUGGUGGCCAUUUGACCAUUCGCCAGUUACAGUGGUGAUGACCGCACUCUGGCCUGCUAUUGCAUAUGGACUAGUCCAGCUUUAUUCACGCCGGAAAAGACGGAAAAUGACUUGAAUUCAUCCUGGGACUUCACAUCAUCUUGUUGGAAAAAGCUUAAAAUCAAAUACUCCAGAUUUGAGAGUAUUGUGAGCGCGUUAGAAAGAUUUGGAUUUCAGCGUCAUGCGUCGACCUUUUCAAUAGUCGUGGUGUUUAAUGUAUAAAUAAUUCAGCUUUAAAAUGGGUAUACUUUCAGGAUAUAUUGUCUGCAACUGUUGCAUAUGUAAGCAUUUAUAUGCAUUUUUAUUUAAAAAAAACAAGCAUUGUAUUGUCAGUUAAGGAAAACUUAAAUGAACUAUUUAUAUGCUCGAAAGAGAGUCACUGGUUAUUUAUUAUUUUACUGUAAUUCGACGAAAAAAACUGAAUAUUUGUAAAGUAGAUUUUAGAUUUCGCAAUGCUGUAGUUUUGACAAUCUUUAUGUAGUAUUUUAUGAUCUGUUUUAUUGUUGAUUGCAUUGUCAACAAGGAACACACCAACCAGAGACUCGAGCUGGGCUGUUUUCGACCAAAGAUUUAGUCGAAUCAGUUGACUCUUUGGUUAUGUACGUGAAUCAAAAGGUACUUAGGAAAGGAAUGCAGUCUUUCAUUAAAGUAAACAAAACAAA